Molecule: messenger RNA, 2006 nt
Organism: Balaenoptera musculus (blue whale)
Lineage: Eukaryota; Metazoa; Chordata; Mammalia; Artiodactyla; Balaenopteridae
Gene: ACOT9
Product: acyl-CoA thioesterase 9
Exons: 16
Coding region: 161-1507 (448 amino acids)
Biological process (GO): acyl-CoA metabolic process
Cellular component (GO): mitochondrion
Molecular function (GO): fatty acyl-CoA hydrolase activity
Source: RefSeq, a predicted model, not a curated record
CCCCCGCCCGCGGCCGCGCUGCAAGGGUGCGGUCCUGGGGAGCAAGGUCUAGUCCGGCGCCCGCGAUCCCUUUCCCGCCUUCCAUUGCCCCAACUUCCCUCCGCCGACCAGCGCGCGGGUCCCGGGUCUGUGGUCACGUGUGCGGCGGCGGGCAAGCGCCAUGAGGCGGGCGGCGCUGCGGCUUUGUACCCUGAGCAAAGGGCUGCUUGCUCCCAGCAGAGGACUGACUCAAGGAUCUCAGAAUCCCGAGAAACAGAGAGUCUUCCACAUUCAUGAAGCAUGUUCACCAAUACAUGUGAAUCAUGUUCGAGAUAAGUUGCGGGAGAUAGUAGGAGCAUCCACAAACUGGAGAGACCACGUGAAAGCAAUGGAGGAAAGAAAAUUACUUCAUAGUUUUUUGGCUACGUCACAGAAAGGACUGCCACCUAGGAGAAUGAAAGACAGUUACAUUGAAGUUCUCUUACCUUUGGGCAGUCAGCCUGAAUUACGAGAGAAAUAUUUGACUGUUCAAAACACUGUAAGGUUUGGCAGGAUUCUUGAGGAUCUUGACAGCUUAGGAGUUCUUAUUUGCUACAUGCACAACAAAAUUCAUUCAGCUAAGAUGUCUCCUUUAUCGAUAGUUACAGCCCUGGUGGACAGGAUUGAUAUGUGUAAGAAAUGCUUAAGCCCAGAACAGGACAUCAAGUUCAGUGGCCAUGUUAGUUGGGUUGGGAAGACGUCCAUGGAAGUGAAGAUGCAUAUGUUCCAGUUACACGACAAUGAAUUUUCCCCUGUUUUGGAUGCGACAUUUGUAAUGGUGGCUCGUGAUUCUGAAAACAAAGGGCCGGCAUUUGUUAAUCCACUCACCCUUGAAAGCCCAGAGGAAGAAGAGCUCUUUAGACAAGGAGAAUUGAACAAGGGGACAAGGGUCACCUUCAGCUCCAUGUCAUUACUGAAAAUGGCUCCCACUGCUGAGGAGAGGACAACCAUACAUGAGAUGUUUCUUAACACGCUGGAUCCAAAGACUAUAAGUUUUCGAAGUCGAGUUUUGCCUCCUAAUGCAGUGUGGAUGGAGAAUUCAAAACUGAAGAGCUUGGAUAUUUGCCACCCUCAGGAGCGGAACAUUUUCAAUCGAAUCUUUGGUGGUUUCCUUAUGAGGAGAGCGUAUGAACUUGGAUGGGCUACUGCUUGUAACUUCGGUGGUUCCCGACCAUUUAUAGUCACCGUGGAUGAUAUCAUGUUUCAGAAACCUGUUGAGGUUGGAUCAUUGCUGUUUCUUUCUUCGCAGGUUUGCUUUACUCAGGGAAAUUACAUUCAAGUCAGAGUACACAGUGAGGUGGCCUCUCUACAGGAUAAAGAGCAUAUGACCACCAAUGUCUUUCAUUUCACGUUCAUGUCGGAAAAAGAAGUGCCCUUGGUUUUCCCCAGAACAUAUGGAGAGUCCAUGUUGUAUUUAGAUGGGCAGCGGCAUUUCAGCUCCAUGAGUGCACCAGUGACCUUGAAAAAGGACUACCUCAUCAAGCCCUAGGAAGACUGCGUUUGUUGAAGGCCAGUGCCCCACAGUGACACAGUGUCUGAUGAAGGCCUGAGCAAGUAUAUUGCUCUUAGUGUUUAUUCUCAUCCUCCAUAGCGAAGAAGGAUGUAUUCAGCUUUUAGGUUGAUCAGAAAAGUAGAAUGAGAGAAUGGCUGGGUGGGGCAGAGGGGGAAAGAAUUAUUGAAUAAUAAAUACUUUCAAGACAGUUUAAAUUGUGAACCUACCACGUUUCCUCCUGUCUACUCAGGAAAUGAGGGCUGAAUGCCUUUUUAUGUGAGUGGACACAUUCUUUUCUUACACAUAUUGCAACCAUCAAUCUACAUGGUUUCCUGCCAGGGCAUUUGGAGGGCAUUCUUUAAACCUGACCUUUACUGCAAUUCCCCUGUAUUAUUUAAAUCCCAUCAACCCUAUGUGAUUCCUUUGUAUUUUUGCCUCCUUCUAUUUUCCAGCUUUUGUUGUUAGCAGAGGGUAGAUGAAAAGUUGUAGUGAAGGG